This is a messenger RNA of Ixodes scapularis (black-legged tick), 549 nucleotides long. RefSeq lists its product as uncharacterized. Lineage: Eukaryota; Metazoa; Arthropoda; Arachnida; Ixodida; Ixodidae. The transcript is spliced from 4 exons. The record is from RefSeq and is a predicted model, not a curated record. The coding region runs from base 1 to 549 and encodes 182 amino acids.
AUGACGGUUCUAAAAGCUCUUUGUUUAGAAAUCUCACAACGCGCGCACAAUAGGUACCUACUGUUCUUCUUUUUCUCCACCAAGAAGCCCAAGCUGUACAUCUCCUUUACCAUGGCUGGCCGCUUUUACAAGGCAAAGGAAGCCUACACAGCCUCUCCACUCGGAACUUCCUGCACAAGUCUACCCUGGGAACCACCUGUGGAUAUCAAACAGAUGUGCAAAGAGGCCAAGUUUGAAGCAUCAGGAUCCAUGGACAGUAGGACGCAAGUGAUGUAUGUGAAGGAGCAAAACAAGGGUCUCAUCUACACGUACGACAGCCAGUACACAAUCACCACCAAGAUCUGCAAGAGCCGUAAACCGAUGCCCGCCGUAGACGGCUUUGCCCUGUUCGACUUGGAGCUCGACCGAGACGAAGUCAAGUGUCCGAGGAACAAAACCGGCAAAUUCAGCACCCUGCAAGACAUCCGGAAAUUGGCCGAUGAGUUCCAGUCAACCCCAGCUCAUCGACUCCCAAAAACUUGUGAAGGGCUGUCUUUGGCUUUUUACUAA